AUGGUGGGUUUUACUGUACCACCGGGGAUCCAUGUUGAUGCUGACUGUCGAAUGGACUCCGAAAGUGAUAGUGCACAACUGAAGCAGCAGAGAGAUAAACUGAAGCAGUAUCAGAAGAAGACCACGCUUCAGAUGGAGAAAGAGCGACAGCUGGCCAAACAGUUAUUAAAAGAUGGAAAGAAAGAGAAAGCACUCCUACUCCUCAAGAAGAAACGCUACCAGGAACAGUUAUUGGACAAAACUGAAAAUCAGAUAAGCAACCUGGAGCGAAUGGUACAAGAUAUUGAAUUUGCACAAAUAGAGAUGAAAGUCAUUGAAGGACUGAAAGUUGGCAAUGACUGCCUGAAGAAAAUGCAUGAGAUGCUGUCCGUAGAGGAGGUGGAAAAGAUCAUGGAUGAAACACAAGAUGCCAUUGAGUAUCAGAAGCAAAUUGAUGAGAUGCUGGCAGGAUCUCUGACCCAGGAGGAUGAGGAGGCUGUGCUAGCAGAGCUAGAGGCCAUCACUCAGGGAGAAGCUGACCUUGAACUUCCUGAGGUGCCUGAAGAAGAACUACCAGAGGUUCCAGAGCAAGAGCCAGUGCGGGAGAAGGUAAAAAAGAAGCCAGAGCGAGAGAUGUUGGCAGUGUAAAUACAAAUCUAUCAUACCUCCAUGUCUGCUCUUGAGCCGUUCCACUGGAGACCACAAGGGCUCAUCCCAAACAAAACUCUGGGGAGUGACUGACAGUCCUCCCCUUCGUACAUUUCGAAGACCUACAACCAUGCCAUUUUUU
Sinocyclocheilus grahami is the source of this 769-nucleotide messenger RNA. Its product is annotated as charged multivesicular body protein 6-like. Gene Ontology annotation, cellular component: multivesicular body; ESCRT III complex. Bases 1 to 627 code for a protein of 208 amino acids. The transcript has 8 exons. The record is from RefSeq and is a predicted model, not a curated record. NCBI's taxonomy places the organism in Eukaryota, Metazoa, Chordata, Actinopteri, Cypriniformes, Cyprinidae. Gene Ontology annotation, biological process: late endosome to vacuole transport via multivesicular body sorting pathway; vesicle budding from membrane.